CCAACGCAAUCGGAGGACUCGGACUACAAGAUCUGAACAUGCACAUAUCGGGCGAGAGUUUAAAAUAAAUACUUGGAUCGAUCUGGUGGGAGAAAGUUUGGGAUAGUACGACAAAUAAUGAAGCCUAAUAGAAUUAUAUCAAUGACGGGGUUAAGAAUAGAUCGCUUGAAAGACAGUUUACGAACUGACUAAGCAACUAAAACUUAGAAGGUCAGUGCAGCAAUUGGGGGUUGCCAAAGUAACUGGAACUGGCAAACACAAAGUGAGCUUUCAUCCGCUUGCAGUCUGAUUUAGUCAGUCUGUGACGAAAUCUGGAGACCCGGUUUGUGCAAUCUUUACCGGGCAAGGGGCGCUGGACCGACUGCGGCGUGGCUGCGUAGCUUUUCCGAGGAAAGACUGAAAUAAUGUAUCUUCUGUUUCCUCUUAAUUAAUAAGUUGUAGUCUUAGAUAAAUUACAAAAUGAACAUCUCUGAAGUUGAAGAUCACAUCUCGCAGAAGUAUGACAUAAAGAAAAGAUUGGGGAAAGGGGCCUAUGGCAUCGUCUGGAAGGCGGUGGACCGGAGAACUGGGGAGGUUGUUGCUGUGAAGAAGAUCUUCGAUGCUUUCAGGAACAGGACUGAUGCUCAGAGGACAUUCAGAGAGAUCAUGUUCCUUCAGGAGUUUGGAGAUCAUCACAACAUCAUCAAACUGCUCAACGUCAUUCGGGCUCAGAACGACAAGGACAUCUAUCUGGUGUUUGAGUACAUGGAGACGGAUCUACAUGCGGUCAUUAAGAAGGGGACCCUGCUGAAGGAUAUUCAUAAGCGAUACGUCAUUUACCAGAUCCUCACCGCCACCAAGUACCUGCACUCAGGAAACGUCAUUCACAGGGAUCAGAAG
Messenger RNA from Conger conger (European conger), 879 nucleotides. It is a transcript of the gene mapk15, whose product is annotated as mitogen-activated protein kinase 15. Gene Ontology annotation, cellular component: cytoplasm; nucleus. The record is from RefSeq and is a predicted model, not a curated record. The transcript is spliced from 6 exons. Gene Ontology annotation, molecular function: ATP binding; protein serine/threonine kinase activity. Gene Ontology annotation, biological process: protein phosphorylation; intracellular signal transduction. Lineage: Eukaryota; Metazoa; Chordata; Actinopteri; Anguilliformes; Congridae. The annotation marks the transcript as partial.